Drosophila mauritiana is the source of this 1392-nucleotide messenger RNA. RefSeq lists its product as uncharacterized. The transcript has 2 exons. NCBI's taxonomy places the organism in Eukaryota, Metazoa, Arthropoda, Insecta, Diptera, Drosophilidae. The record is from RefSeq and is a predicted model, not a curated record. The coding region runs from base 125 to 1255 and encodes 376 amino acids.
GGCAGUCAGUUAGUGACAAACAAGCCGAGCACACAACGCAGCACACACCUGAGUACUUUCACAGUCAGGUGACAAGACGGAGACAUCGACGACGACAGCGACACGAGGUGGGAAAGGACCAAGGAUGAACCUGAGCACCCUCCUGAGGAGUGUGAGCAACGGUCUUGGCUUCGGAACCGCCACGAGAAAGAGCGACUUGGGCCGUCACCUGGGCACUCCUAGCUCCACGUCGAGCUCGCCUUCCAAUAAUUCAAAUUUGGAUCCCGUUUCCAGUCUCUUAAUUCCCUCGGAGGACGAAGACGAGGCCAUAUCACUGGGCGAAAAUCACCUGGCCUCAGCUGAUGCCAGUCUGAGCAAAAACCUGUCGACCAAUCCCUACCAGCAGACCGUCCAACAGAUACUGCGUCUGGUGAACGAACUGGAGCACACAAUUCACGAGGAUCGGCAGCAGGAGUUCAAGCUCCGAAUGGCCCUCGACAGGCAGACAGAACGGGUUCAGGAACUGGUGUUUUCACUGGACACGGAAAGGAAGCGAAACGAGCGACUGGUGCAGCUGCUCCGGGGAAUCGAUAGCUCCAGUUCGGGUGAGAGCGAUCCGGAGAAGACGGGCCCCAGCGGCUCCCACGUGAACUCCAUUGGUGAGCUGUACGACUCCAUCAGUCCCCUGCUGAUGCAACAGCGUUACGUUGAGCUCUCCGUGUCCCAUCGCCAGAGUCGUCGGCAGUUAGCCAAAAGGGAAAAGGCUCUCAAGGUACUUCAAAGCAAAACGGAGCAGCUGCACUCCAAAUACGACGAGCUAUUCGAUGAGUACCGGAGUGAACAGCGUCGCUUCGAGAUGCUGUGCACCCGCUAUAUCCAAAUGCAGUUGAAGAAGAAACAGCAAAUCUUCAACCUGAAGAAUACACUCGGUCAGGCUAGCGAGUGUAUAUUCCAUGCCCAGGUGGUCAUCGAUGAGUGUUGUCAUGCGGAGAAGCCGCCCAUUUCUCCGGAGAAUCUGGAGAACUUUCGCAGGAAUCUAGAGUGCUUUAUGGAUGCCCUCAGGAACUGCUGCUGCCUGCGAAAAGUCCACGAGCUUCAGCAGCAGCAGCUCAAAAAGGAGGAAAUGGAAAAGUGUCAGAGCCAGAAUCCAGUCGAUGACUUGCUCACUCCGAGGGCCAGGGAACGCUCAAGUCAAGAGCAGAGUAGUGACACCUACGUUCAGAAUCUCUCCAAUCGACAUCCUCGAUUUCGUCGUUACAGGCAUUCAGCUCGUUAAAUCUUCACUUUUGGUUACUACUUAACGUUAGGUUUGAAAUCUUUUAACUAGAAAAAAUUGUGUCAUUUAGACAAUGGAAAGUGUAAAAAAAUAACAAAAAUAUGUUUAUGCGAAAUAUAAAAACUAAGAAAACCACA